ACAAGAGUGAGCAGGACAACAGGUCAAUGUUCGAAAACACAACUCGAUAACUCGAGAAAAGCCUUAUCUGCGCAGCCGAGAAAUUUCCACUAGCCGCUAGAUGUCGGGAGGAGUAUAAAAGCGCAUGAAACGCGCGCAUUUCAAGUGAAUUCAAGUCAAGCUCUACACAUAGUCAAACCAAAGUGAAUCAGUGCAACUUAUUUGUGCAUAGCGGUGCAUUUUUGACAAAAAUCAGUGAAGAUGAGAUCGUUUGGAGGAUUUUCUUAUUGCCUAACGUUGGCUAUCAUAUUCUUCGGAAUUGGCUCACGUAAAAUAGCAUUCGGCGAUGAAUGUCCCGGCAAACAAGACAACAAACUGAACGACCAGGCUUUCGGAAUGGCGCUGACACCCGACGACUUCUUAACCUCCAUGAUGACACCAUGGAUCGUGCACGAUUAUUUCCGACCAUGGAGGCAACUGGCUUCGAUCGCAAAAGACUUGGGAUCGACCAUUAAAAAUGAGAAAGACAAGUUCCAGAUCAACUUGGACGUUCAACACUUCGGACCUGAAGAAAUCACUGUGAAGACUUCGGAUGGGUAUGUCGUGAUUGAAGCCAAGCAUGAGGAGAAGAAAGAUGAACAUGGCUUUGUGUCUAGGCAGCAGGAACAGUGGCUAAGAGCAGUAGGACGCGAGGAUCUCAUUGACAAAGGCGAACUAAAGAGUGGAUACCGGGUCUGCUCCCGCCACUUUUCACCGAACAGCAUAAAGACGCAGUCUAAAAACCUCUGUCCUGACGCAGUGCCCACUUUAUGCCUGCCUCCCAAUGAAGUUAACACAAUUGAUCCAGAACCUAUGCAGCAUGAUGACAUUGUGUGCAACAGCUGUCAUAAGCCAAUCCGUGGGUUCCGCUACAAGUGUGUCUCGUGCGAUGACUAUGAUCUGUGCCCUAAGUGUGAGUCAAUGGAGACUCACUCCAACCACUACAUGCUGAGGAUUCCCAAGCCUUUAAAAUUUAUGAUUGCUGACCAACUAAUAAAAAAAUGGAAGAGAUUUUUUAAAGCAGAACAUGUGGUACCUGACUGCCAGGAUGACUGUAAAGAUGGUAUAUUGGAUGCUAAUUCAGACGAAAGUGACGAUGAUGUUCCAAUCACGAAGUACGUGAUACGAGCGAGCCAAGACAGCGAUCUGUCAGAAGACGUCAAAUCCAAAAUACGAAACGAGAUCGCCCGAGUCAUAGCCCUGAAGAGUGCGGAGAAAAGAAAGAAGAAAGAGAAGGCAAAAGGACAGACGAAUGGCAAGAAAAGGAGUGGAGUUGAUUUGGCAAGUUCAGUCAAGAAGCCGCGGCCAUCUGACCUGGUGGAAGACCCAGUCCUACCUCCACCGCUGCUGACGCCGACACACGAAGUUGCUUUCGCUGACGUCAACGAAAUGUGCGACGUGAAGACCGAGGUGCCUGCUGCGAUGGCUAGCACAGACACAGAAUUCGGGCAGCCAUUGAUGCACGUCAGGCUCAGCGACGACCUAACAGAGCUAAUGAUCGAAAUGGCGGGAGAACCCAAGACAGUGUACCGAUACACUGACAGCUAGCAGUAACUUUAGUUUGAGUACACAAACAGAUUGUUGGUGCUGUCAUGCCAAAAAUACAGGGUGAACACAUAAAAUAAAAUCAAUAGUUUGGACCAUGUAAAUAAUGAUCAAAAUUAUUUCCUCUAUCCAAUAUUUUUAUCCUUCUAAAAUCGACAUUAUAAGGUCUGUGCUUUUUUGUAAACUUAACUUUUAUAACGUGUAUUCAGUAAGUUCAGUAGCACUCACUUUUUUGUACUGAGAAACAAAUAAGUCAUGUUAUUGUUAUCAUUUAUUUAUAAGACAGUGAAUUUUAUAUUGCUUAGGAGUCUUAGGCGACGAAUUUUCGAAGCCAGUGUCUCCUGAUUACAGUGCACCCUGUAUUAUUUGGCAAAUGUACCAAGUUUAUUGAUUUCUGACCCACUUUGACUCGAACCUUGUGAUGUUCUCGCACGUUCGUUUCAAUUCUAUUUUUAUUUAGGUCUUGUCAAAACAACAUACCUACUUAUCUUGGAUAUUUUUUACAAUGCUUACAAAUUCGUGUAGUUUAUUAUUCUGUAAAUAUUUAUGUAGAAUCAUAGUAUGGAUGGAUGGAGUAUUAGAGUAAGUAGGUUGUAUUGCAAGUAAAGGUGUGUGCAAAUGUAAUUUUGAAUUGUGUAAAUAUUAUACGUGAGAAAGUUUAAUAAAUGUUGCCUAUUUAUGAA
Ostrinia furnacalis (Asian corn borer) is the source of this 2246-nucleotide messenger RNA. RefSeq names its product next to BRCA1 gene 1 protein-like. The record is from RefSeq and is a predicted model, not a curated record. The transcript is spliced from 7 exons. The coding region runs from base 241 to 1566 and encodes 441 amino acids. Lineage: Eukaryota; Metazoa; Arthropoda; Insecta; Lepidoptera; Crambidae. Gene Ontology annotation, cellular component: cytoplasm; nucleus. Gene Ontology annotation, biological process: protein refolding; response to heat. Gene Ontology annotation, molecular function: zinc ion binding.